Messenger RNA from Ilyonectria robusta, 1002 nucleotides. RefSeq lists its product as uncharacterized. The record is from RefSeq and is a predicted model, not a curated record. The coding region runs from base 1 to 1002 and encodes 333 amino acids. The transcript is spliced from 4 exons. Gene Ontology annotation, molecular function: oxidoreductase activity; zinc ion binding. NCBI's taxonomy places the organism in Eukaryota, Fungi, Ascomycota, Sordariomycetes, Hypocreales, Nectriaceae. Gene Ontology annotation, cellular component: mitochondrion.
AUGCGUGGAAUCCAGAUCAAGGAAUAUGUCAAGGGCCCCAGCGAGCUCAAGGUCCAGGACCUCCCUGAUCCCGUCCCCAAGGGCGAUGACUACCUCAUCCAAGUCCACGCCGCCGCAGCCAACUUCUUCGACAUCCUGCAGGUCCAGGGCAAAUACCAGAGCCAGCCGCCCUUCCCCUGGGUAGCCGGCUCCGAGUUUGCCGGCACCGUCAUCUCCGGGCCCAAGAACGCCAAGUUCCCGCCCGGCUCGCGCGUCUUCGGCGCAACGCAGGGCGCCUUUGCCACCAAAGUCUGCGCAAAGGAGGCGUCCCUGCUGCCCGUGCCGCCGGGCUGGGGCUUCCAGGAGGCCGCGGGCCUGUUCGUCACGGCGCCCACGAGCUACGGCGCGCUGGUCGUGAGGGCCGGCAUCAAGAAGGGCGACACCGUGCUGGUGCAUGCUGCGGCGGGCGGCGUCGGUCUUGCGGCCGUGCAGGUGGCCAAGGCGUUUGGCGCCACCGUCAUCGCGACGGCCUCAACGCAGCGCAAGCUCGACAUUGCCAAGUCCUUUGGCGCCGACCACGUCGUCUCCUACAACGACGCCAGCUGGCCAGCCAAGGUCAAGGCCCUGACGCCGUCAUCGCGGGGCGUCGACAUCGUGUACGACCCGGUCGGGCUGGUCGACCUCUCGACCAAGUGCACGGCGUGGAACGGGCGCAUCCUGAUCGUGGGCUUUGCGGCGGGCAGCAUCGAAAAGGUGGCCAUGAACAAGGUGCUGCUGAAGAACAUCGCGCUGGUGGGCAUCCACUGGGGCGCCUACACGAUCAACGAGCGCGAGACGAUCCCGCGCGUGUGGGAGGGCAUCAUGGACCUGGUCAAGCAGGGCAAGCUGCGCGGCACCGAGUACGCCGACGAGGAGUUUGUCGGCCUGGAAAGGGUUGCGGAUGCCCUGGUGGCCCUGGGAGGGAGAGGGACGUGGGGAAAGGUGGUGGUCAAGGUUCCUCAGGAGGGAGAGAGCAAGUUGUGA